AUGACAAUGAAUUUGGAACCGAUUGCCAUGAUUGGAAUGACAUGUUUAUUUGCUGGUGGAAUUGAUACACCUCAAUCAUUUUGGAAUGUUCUUAAAGAUUGUAUUGAUGUUGGAAGUGAAAUUCCAAAAGAACGUUUUGAUAUGGAUUCAUAUGUUCCUCUUUACAGUGUGAAAAAACCUUUGAUACGUCGUGGUUAUUUUCUAAAUGAUGAUCAACUUCAUCACUUUGAUCCAUCAUUUUUCGGUAUAACAGAUGGUGAAGCAAUGGCAAUGGAUCCAUGUCAUCGUCUUCUAUUGGAAAAAUUUUUACAUUUAAUUGAAGAUGCAAAUUAUACUAUUGAUAAGAUCCAAGGAAGUCGAACAGCUGUUUAUAUUGGCCAAUUCACAAAUGAUCAUAUGAUUACGUUUCAUCGUUCGAAAAUCGAAAAUGAAACAAAUUUAUUGGGACCAAAUUUAUCUCUAUAUAAUGCUUCUGCUCGACUUUCUUAUCAUUUUGAUCUCCAUGGUCCCAAUCUUACUCUCGAUACGGCUUGUUCUUCUUCUCUUCAAGCUGUCCAUCUUGCAGUUCAAAGUUUACGUAAUGGCGAAGCUGAUUUUGCUGUAGCUGGUGCUAGUAAUUUGAAUUACACACCUGAAAGUUUUUUUACUUCAUUAAUCAUUGGUGCUAUUUCACCAGAUGGAAGAUCACGUUCUUACAGUGAUGAUGCAAAUGGUUAUGCAAAAAGCGAAGGAGUUGGUUUAGUACUUCUCAAACGACUGAAAGAUGCCAUACGAGAUAAAGAUCAUAUUUAUUGUGUUAUUCGUGAUAUCAUGGUUUCCCACGAUGGCAAUGAAGGAAAAGCUGGUUAUACUGUACCAUCAAGUCAUGGACAAACCAGACUUCUUAAUGAAAUUUACAUGCGUAACAACAUCGAUCCGAAUAAAAUAUUUUAUAUUGAAGGUCAUGGAACUGGAACACAAGUUGGAGAUCCAAUUGAAGCAAAUACACUUGGAGCAUUUUUUAAACGUUCAUCCUAUAAUCCUCCACUUCUAAUUGGCUCUGUUAAAAGUAUUAUAGGUCAUACUGAAGGUACUGCUGGUGUUGCAUCUUUAAUUAAAAUCGGCUUAUGUAUGAAACAUCGAAUGAUUACACCUAAUAUGAAUUUUACUCGUAUUAAUCCAAAGAUUCAUUCCAUGAAAUAUAAUUUACAUGUUGUCAGUCAUAUUGUAUCUUUUCCUGAUGAACUCAUCUCUAUUGGAAUUAAUAGUUUUGGUAUUGGUGGUAAUACUGCUCAUGUUAUUGUCACUGAAUGGUCCGAAUCACAUUUGAAUGAAUAUUUACAAAAUGAUUGGAAUCAAAUGUCCAUAAUCACGAAACAGAAUCAAAUGAAUGAAUUAGACAAUGAUGAAAAAACAAAAUGCAUUGAUAUUGUAUCAUUUCAAAAUUCUAUUCAAAAUCAGAAUGAAACAUUACGACAGCAUUUCGUUUUGGCAUUCUCUUCACGAUGUAAUCAAUCAUUGAAAAAACACAUGGAAAAAUUUUCUAUAUGGUUUUCAACAGUACCUGAACGACUAUUACAGAGUUUUGAACAAUUAUUUCUUACUCAUUUGUGUGAAAAAGUCUUAUUGAAACGAACCACUAGUUUUUCACAUCGUUUAUCAUUUAUAUUUUCAAAUAGCAAACAAUUACAACAUCAAAUUAAAUCAUAUUUAUCAGAUGAAAGUAACUGUCCAGGUGUUAUUCUUCCUCAACAGGAAACACCAAUACAAAAUCAAACAAAAUAUAAUAUUUGUUUUAUUUACAGUGGUCAGGGUCCUCAAUGGUGGGCAAUGGGACGUGAAUUAUAUUCAGUUGAACCCAUAUUUCGUCAAUGGAUACAGAAAAUACACUCAGAAUUUUUGAUUGUUUCAAAUAAUUCACUUUCACUUAUCAAAGAAUUAAUUGAACCGGAAAAGGAAGAAUAUUCUAAUAUUAAUCAUACCAAUAUUGCUCAACCAACCAUAUUAGCUGUACAAAUUGCACUAACUGCUCUAUGGAUAUCAUGGGGUAUUCGCCCUAAAAUAAUAAUUGGACAUUCAAUUGGUGAAGUAGCAGCGGCAUAUGUUUCUGGUCGACUUACAUUGAAAGAAGCAGUUAAAGUCAUAUAUCAUCGUUCACGUUUGCAAAAUUAUAAUACAAAUAAAGGUGGACGUAUGCUAGCCUUAUUUCUUAGUGAAGAUGAAGCAAAUAAAAUACUUAUUGGACAUGAAGAUAAAGUUCAAAUCGCUGCCAUCAAUAGUCCAAAAUCUGUUACAUUAAGUGGUGAUGGUAUUGUUCUAGAGAAAAUUUAUAAUGAUCUUUCUAUGACGAAACCAAAUGUUUUCAAAUCAUGGUUAAGAAUUCAAAAUGCAUUUCAUAGUAAACAAAUGGAACGAUUUAAUAUCUAUGAAGAACUUCUUAAUUCUUUGACUGAUAUUAAUGGCAAUGAUCACAAUAUUGAAUUCGAUGAGAUAUGUUCAAAUGCUAUUCUCUAUUCAACUGUAACAGGAACCCGUUCUGAUACAUGCGUGUUGAAUGGAGAAUAUUGGUGGAAAAAUAUCAGAAAUCCUGUAUUAUUCGAUAAUGCAAUUCAAUCUAUUCUCUAUGAUAUGACUCGUUCAAAUGGAAUUCCAAUUUUUAUCGAAAUAUCACCACAUCCAGUUCUUUCUGCUGCUAUUCCAGAUUGUUUUAAUCAUUUUAAUAGAUCACAAGUAUUAUCAUCAUUUCAAUCACCAUUGAUUAUUCAUUCACUUAAACGAAAAGAAAAUGAACAACAAACAAUUCUAUCAUCUUUAUGUCGUUUAUAUUCAUUUUUUGGUUUAAAUUUGAUAGAUUGGAACAAGUUUUGGAAUUCUCGUUCGUAUACAACAAUAGCUUCAUGUCACAAUGAAAUAUUAAAAGAAAUAUUUUCUUCUAUUGAUAAAUUACCUCAGUACACAUUCAAUCAUCAAAUAUGUUGGUAUGAACCAAAAGAUUCUGUUUUUACACGACGAGCAAUAAGAAAAAUUCAUCAUCCAUUGCUUGGUUAUCGUUUAUGGCAUAAUGAAGCAAGAACACCAACAUGGAAAAAUAUCUUUACACUAAACAAACAUUCGACUAAUUUGGCUUAUUUAUUUGAUCAUAAAAUACAAGAAAAUAUUUUGUUUCCUGCAAGUGGUUUUAUUGAACUUGUAGUUGCAGCUAUUAAUCAACUUUUAUUUCUUUUAUCAUUACAACAACAACAAUCAAUUACUUUACAAAAUAUACAAUUUCUUAAUGGACUUAAUCUCAAAGAAGAUGAUACAAUUCAAAUUGAAACUGUUAUUAUAAUGCCAUUUCGUGAAUUUUAUAUAUAUAGUCGUCGUAAAUAUUUUAAUGAUUCUGUACGACUUGCUGGUAUUAGUGGUAAUGAUAUUACAACAAUGUUUUCAGAUGAAAAUUUCUUACAUGCAUAUUCAUCAAAAGAAUGGACAUUACAUUGUCGUGGUUCAAUUAACUUAGAUAUUGAUGCUUCAUUAAUCAGUUCGAUGUAUGAUAUUAAUUCUAUUUUAUAUCGUUUAUCAUCAUCUAAUAAUAAUAAUAAUACUAUAGUAGUAGCAAAAAAUGAGAAUGAAAUUAAACAUUUUUAUAAUUAUUGUUCUUUUGCUGGUCUAAAUUAUGGACCACGAUUUCAGUGUAUAAAAACAUUACAUAGAACGUAUUCUGAAGUAUUAUCAGAAAUUAUUAUUCCACCUACACUUUUACAAGAUCAAAAUAUAGAUCAACAACAAUAUAUUUAUCAUCCAGCAAUAUUAGAUGCUUGUUUUCAAGGAAUGGUUUCUAUUAUUCCGGGUAAAUUUUAUGAAACCAAUAUUCCUAUGUCAAUUGAUGAAUUGAUUGUAUGUGAUAGAAAGAAAAGUAUAUUUUCUAUUCUACAAGAAGAAACAAAUAAUAAACUUUAUGCUUUUCAGUCUUUAAAUUUAUCAACUAAAGAAAUCGCAUCAAAAAAAACACACACAACAGAUAUUCUUAUCUUUAGUACUACGAAUGAAUCGUUAUCUUCUUCAACAUCAAAAGCAGAUCCAAUUAUGAUAUUUCGAGGUUUUAAAUUACAAAAUUAUUAUGAUCAAAUCAUUACAAAAUCCAUAUUUCAAAGGAUUGACGAAAGUACUUCAAUUUGUAAUAAUAAUCCGAAGAAGAUUGUUGACACUGAUGAAUUGAUCGAUCAUUUUUGUGCAUAUGAAUAUUGGAAACCAACUGAACUCAAACACAAUCCUCUUGAAUUGUUACCACAAUUGACAACGACAUCAAUUACAGAACAAUUAUGGAUCAUUUUUUGUGAUCAGAAGCAAAAUAUUGGCAAGCAAAUUGCCAAUAUCUUAUCACAACAUCAAGUUAAUAAUGAAAAUAUAACAUUGAUUUAUUUAUCAACUGAAGAAAAUAAGAAUUUCAAUUCAAUGAAUUCAUUUAAACAAAUCAUAAUUCAUGAUACGUCUUCCAUAUCUACAACAAUAAGAAAUAUUAUUCAACAAAAUAUUCUUUUAAAACAUUCAUUGUUAAACAUUCUAUUCGCUUGGCCACUUGAUUUGCCAACAUUUAACCAUGAUGAUACAACAAAUCGUCUUAAUUUUCAAGCUCAAGAAGAUAUAGGAUGUGGAAUACUUAUGCACAUUAUACAAUCAAUCUAUGAAACAAAAUUUGAUAAUUAUCCGAAUAUAUUUGUUUUGACACAAAAUUCUCAACUGCCUGUUAAUAGAAACAAUCGACAAAAUUUUAAUAUAACUCAAUCACCAAUAAUUGGUUUUGCAAGAUCUCUUAUUAAUGAAUAUACAAUGAAUCAUAUGAAAUUAAUUGAUAUACAAAGUUCUAAUUUAUCAGUGAAUCUUUUCAAUUCUUUAAUCAAUGAAAUGUAUUCUACUAUAUAUAGUUCAUCGAAUAGUUCCCAUGAUGAAGAAGUUAUAUUAAGUUCAUCUGAGAAUAUCAAUAUUAUUCAGAGAUAUUUACCAAUGUAUGCUAUGAUUCAACCAUCAAAAUAUUCAAAGUUAAAUAAUAUAAAAACAACAAUUAUUCCAAAGUAUGAUGCUGAUCGUAUUAAUUUUCAAUUGCAAGUACCAACAUCUCGACUUAUAUCUGAUCUUAAAUGGACUUGGAGUAAUAAUGA
Rotaria sp. Silwood2 is the source of this 5117-nucleotide messenger RNA. The record is from the annotation of a GenBank genome assembly. NCBI's taxonomy places the organism in Eukaryota, Metazoa, Rotifera, Eurotatoria, Philodinida, Philodinidae.